This is a messenger RNA of Tetranychus urticae (two-spotted spider mite), 2575 nucleotides long. RefSeq names its product RAS oncogene family member Rab3 (gene Rab3). Gene Ontology annotation, molecular function: GTPase activity; GTP binding. The record is from RefSeq and is a predicted model, not a curated record. NCBI's taxonomy places the organism in Eukaryota, Metazoa, Arthropoda, Arachnida, Trombidiformes, Tetranychidae.
GAGAGAGAAGGCAAGAAAAAAAUUGAGAAGCUUUUAGUGUUCAAUGUUCAAUGUUGAAUGCUUCGCUUGAUGAUUACAAACCAUCAUCAACUAUUUUUAAUUGUGUGCAUCUUAAUUUGCUAUCGUUCUAUGUUUAAUCGUUUACUGUGUUAACACAUUUCACCCAAUGUUCUGGUAAUAAUCAUCUCGCAUUCAACAUCUGAUUAACUUCGCUGUCAAGUGAUUUGUUUCUUCAACAUCUUACUGAGCUAAGCUUAUUUUUCUGUAUUUUCCUCUCGAUCUUAAUUUUUGGUUUUCUCAGUAGAUUCGAAGGAUUGGAAAAUCAUGGCUGGAGGACAAGAUCAGAAAUGGCAAAAGGAUGCUGCUGAUCAGAAUUUCGAUUAUAUGUUCAAAAUUCUGAUCAUAGGUAAUAGUAGUGUUGGUAAAACAUCAUUCCUAUUUCGUUAUGCUGAUGAUCAAUUUACGUCAGCCUUUGUCAGCACUGUUGGCAUAGAUUUUAAAGUUAAAACCGUUUUCAGACAAGACAAACGUGUUAAGCUUCAAAUUUGGGAUACUGCAGGACAAGAGCGUUAUCGUACAAUCACGACUGCUUAUUACAGAGGUGCAAUGGGUUUUAUUUUGAUGUAUGAUGUUACGAAUGAGGAAUCAUUUAACAGUGUCCAUGAUUGGGUAACUCAAAUUCAACAAUAUUCAUGGGAUAACGCACAAGUCAUUCUGGUGGGAAACAAAUGUGACAUGGAAGAUGAGCGAGUUGUUUCAACGGAACGAGGAAAACAACUUGCCGACCAGUUAAGGUUGGAGUUUUUUGAAUCAUCAGCCAAAGAAAACAUUAAUGUUAAAGCCGUUUUUGAACGCCUUGUGGAUAUAAUUUGUGACAAGAUGUCCGAAAGCCUGGAUUCCGAUCCGACUAUGGUUAAUGCCUCCAAAGGAACUCGACUCACCAAUAAUCCAAUGCAAAGCAACCCAAGCUGUGCUUGUUGAGCACAGUCGUUAUUUAGAAUACAUCUUUCUCUUUCUUCUCUCUCUCUCUUCUCUCUUUCUCUCUUCCUCUUUUCAUUCCUCCUGUAAUUUGUCCAUCACACUCGUUGUCUCCGACUCUAUCUUAAACUCCUCAUUUAUCCACUUCUCUCACCUUUCAACUCAAAACUUUCAAUUUUACUUGAUCUUGAGCCCAGUAUUGAAAGUAAAACUUAGUGAGAGAGUAAAUCGCCAAGGAGAUGGACGAGAUAUGAGAUGAUGAGAUGAUGGGCAACACAACAGAAGAGGUCAAAAAGAUUCAGAGAAAGUGAGGUAAAUGUUUAUCAUGACAAUGAUAAACAUUUGAGAUUCAUUACAACAUUCAAUUCUGAACAAGCUGAUGGUGUUUUAAAAGUGUUUUUCCUUCCCCUCAUAAUGUAAUAUUCAAUCUUCCCUGUUUCUUCUUUUAGUUAGAAGAAGCUAAUUCGCCGUUUUUUAUUUCCCUUUCGUUUCUCUUUAUUAUCCAUCACUCACUCACUCUCUCUGUCUCUCUUAAUCAUUCCAUGUUAUGAGUCUCGUUGUAUCGUACUCCAAUCAAAAUGGUGCAUAACGUUUUAACAAAUUGCAAUCCAUUCUAGCACUAUUGUGAACUGCAUGUCUGGAAAUUUGACUUGAAAAACAUCUUUCAAUGACACACACACAUUGAAAUUAAAUGACUUGUUUUUUUUGUUAUGAUUAAUCUGAAAGAUGAACAAAGCUGAAUACACUCAAGAUACUCGGUUAACCGAAAUUAGUUUCCCAGCUCAGUAAAGCCUACUGUUAGUCAAACAAUUGUGAAAACGAGUGAAAAAAUUUUCAGAUCAUCUUUUGAUUUUAUCAUUACAAUAAUAUUAUAAUUAUUUUUUGAUUUAUUUGAGUUUCUCAAUGACAUUCCCGAUUCAAUUGAAUCAGCUAACCUUUCCUAAUAAAUCCCAAAAUUUUAGUCCAGUUUUCUAGGAAAUUUAUCUUGCCUAAAAUAUCAUUUAAAUUAAUUUAUAUUUGUUACCUUUUAUUUCAUUGAAAUCGCCAUUACUUUUGGUUUUUAUUCUUCUCCUGCCAAUUCACUGUUAACAUACAACCCUUUUGCCUGAGUGGUUCAAUCUUUUGAAAACACACAUCAACAUCAACUCGUAUUUUCCUCGUUAAAAUCUAUGGAACACCAAAGUAACAAUUAAUGAGGAUUUAACUGAAUAGAGAGAAAAGAUGUGUGCAUUGAUGUUUUAAGUCCUCUUCAUUAAUCUGUACUAAAAAACUAUUUGUCUGUAUGUUUAAUCCUUACCUUUCUUUACCAUUAAUCAGUUGCAUCUGAAUCACAUUCCCAAUCAAAAAUCGAUCACUAAAACUUACUAAAUAUAUAAUUUAACCUAAAAAGUGAGCCAAAUUGUUUAAUGUGAAACUAAACCUUAAAUGCUAUCAAUAAUAUUCCAAGUAAUAUCCAAAUUAGCAAGGAUAGAUGGGUUGAUGAAUUAGGAUGAAAACCUUCAAUUUUCAAUUGAUAUAUAAAUUUAUAGACUUGCUGCAAAUAAAAAUUAAAGUAUGAAAAAUAUGAGAAAGAAUAAAAAACAUCUUAAAUGAAAAA